CUCCUCAAUCGACGUCUGCUGGGACCUUCCUAUCCAGAGACUGUCACCCGAGACCCUGCUGCGCAUGAGCGCGGGCUGUGUCCCCAGGACCGAGCUUGGAAUUGGUGCCCUAGAGCCAGACUCCAUGAAGCUGAGCCAUCGAACAGGUACAACCAAUCUGACCAGGCUUCACCACCAGGACUGCAAGGAGGGCCAGCAGGAGGGAGACCCCUGGGAGACUGCCUUCAGCAACGGGGAUACCUCCAAGUUCCAGGCCCCCAUCUCCCCAGGUGCCCAAAGCGGUGCGCCGGGGCAGGGAGCCCUGGAGGAGGUCCCGCCUCCGCCCCCUACCCCAGCCAGCCAGGACUCUCUGGGGAUGGACCCCCAGUCUGGAGCCCUGAAGAAGGGGGGCUGCAGAGCUCAGCCUGAGGACGACCCCAACCUCGGGGUCCCUCAGGACCAGAAGGCCAGCAUCAUUCCUAACAACAUUCGCCACAAGUUCGGCAGCCAAGUGGUGGACGAGCUAGUGACGGAGGAGCAGGCUCAAAGGGCCGUGGACGAAGCGACGGGGACCCUGAGGAGGACCAGCUCGCAGGCCGGCAGAACGCAGACCCCUCUGCAGAUCUCUCCCACCGUGGCUGAUUAUUAUGAUUUGGGCUACAACAUGCGGUCAAACUUGUUUCAAGGGCCCCCCCAGGAGACCAAGAGCCUCAUGAAGGCUUCGUACACACUGGAGGCCAUCCAGAAAUCAGUGCGAGGCAUGGAACACUGGCAUGGCAGGAAGACGGAUGAGCUGGGACGGUGGCACCAGAAAAAUACUUUGAACCUGAGCUUGCAGAAAGCACUGGAAGAGCAAAUUGAAGAAAGGCGCAAAUCCAAGAGUUCAAAGUUCUAGAUAGGAGGCAGAAAGCACCCUCUGCUCCGUUU
This is a messenger RNA of Perognathus longimembris pacificus (Pacific pocket mouse), 906 nucleotides long. It is a transcript of the gene Cimip4, whose product is annotated as testis expressed 33. Lineage: Eukaryota; Metazoa; Chordata; Mammalia; Rodentia; Heteromyidae. The transcript is spliced from 6 exons. The record is from RefSeq and is a predicted model, not a curated record. The coding region runs from base 65 to 874 and encodes 269 amino acids.